Molecule: messenger RNA, 1731 nt
Organism: Microcebus murinus (gray mouse lemur)
Lineage: Eukaryota; Metazoa; Chordata; Mammalia; Primates; Cheirogaleidae
Gene: HEXB
Product: hexosaminidase subunit beta
Biological process (GO): ganglioside catabolic process; glycosaminoglycan metabolic process; carbohydrate metabolic process
Cellular component (GO): membrane; lysosome
Molecular function (GO): beta-N-acetylhexosaminidase activity
Source: RefSeq, a predicted model, not a curated record
CCAUGGAGCGACGCGGGCUGGGGCUGCCGCCACUGCGUGCGCUGCUGGCGCUGCUGCUGGCUCUGGGGGCGCAGGCCCCGCGCGCCUCCGCCACGCCCGGGCCGGCGCUGUGGCCCCUGCCGCUCACGGUGACCUUGACCCCCAACCAGAUGCGCCUCUCCCCGGAGAACUUCUACAUCCAACACGGCCGCGAUUCCACGGCCGGUCCCUCCUGCUCCCUGCUGGAGGAAGCAUUUCGGCGGUAUUAUGAAUAUAUUUUUGGUGUCUACACACGACCUAAGGGGCCUUCAAGAUUUCAGGGUGGAGCAGAGUUACAACAACUUCUUGUCACAAUUGUCCUUGACUCAGAGUGUGAUGCAUUUCCCAAUGUGUCUUCAGAUGAAUCCUAUACUUUAGUUGUGAAAGAACCAGUGGCUUUGCUCAAGGCCAACAGAGUUUGGGGAGCAUUACGAGGUUUAGAGACCUUUAGCCAGUUAAUUUAUCAAGAUUCUUAUGGUACAUUUACCAUCAAUGAAUCCAACAUUAUUGAUUCUCCAAGGUUUCCUCAUAGAGGAAUUCUAAUCGAUACAUCCAGACACUAUCUGCCACUUAAGACUAUUCUUAAAACUCUGGAUGCCAUGGCUUUUAAUAAAUUUAAUGUUCUCCACUGGCACAUAGUUGACGACGAAUCUUUCCCUUAUCAGAGCAUCACUUUUCCCGAGUUAAGCAAUAAAGGAAGCUAUACUCCGUCUCAUGUUUACACAUCAAAUGAUGUCCAUAUGGUGAUUGAAUAUGCCAGAUUACGAGGGAUUCGAGUCCUACCGGAAUUUGAUACCCCUGGACAUACGCAAUCUUGGGGGAAAGGUCGGAAAAAUCUCCUGACUCCAUGUUACAAUGGACAAACACAAUUGGACAGUUUUGGACCUAUAAACCCUAUUCUGAAUACAACUUAUAGCUUCCUUACUACAUUUUUUGGAGAAAUUUCUAAGGUGUUUCCAGAUCAGUUCAUUCAUUUGGGGGGAGAUGAAGUGGAUUUUAACUGUUGGGAAUCGAAUCCCAAAAUACAAAAUUUCAUGAAGGACAAAGGCUUUGGCAGUGAUUUCAGGAAACUAGAGUCUUUCUAUAUUCAAAAGCUUUUGGAUAUUAUUGCAACCAUAAAGAAGGGAUCCAUUGUUUGGCAAGAGGUUUUUGAUGAUAAAGUGAAGCUUCAGCCAGGCACAAUAGUUGAAGUGUGGAAAAACAACAGGUAUUUUGAUGAAAUAAGUAAAAUCACAGCAUCUGGCUUCCCUGUAAUCAUUUCUGCUCCUUGGUACUUAGAUUUAAUUAGUUAUGGACAAGACUGGGAAAAAUACUAUGAAGUGGAACCUCUUAAUUUUGCAGGUAGUCAAGAACAGAAACAACUUGUCCUUGGUGGAGAAGCUUGUCUAUGGGGAGAAUAUGUGGAUUCAACUAACCUCACUCCAAGAUUAUGGCCUCGGGCGAGUGCUAUUGGUGAGAGACUCUGGAGUCCCCAAAACGUCAGAGAUACAGGCAAUGCCUACAGGAGACUAACGAUGCACCGCUGCAGAAUGCUCAGGCGUGGAAUAGCUGCACAACCUCUUUUUACUGGAUAUUGCAACGAAGAUGACAACAUGUAAAAAUGAGCUGAAACAAAUAGAAGGCACAGCACUCUGUAUUAUAAUCAACUUGCUUUUAAAAUCAUGUAAAUUAAGAUUUGUUAGACUUUUUUUGAAUAAAUUUUUAUUGAUUGAA